AUGAUGAUUUCAUUGACAGUUGUGAUGCUUUAUAGCUUAGGAUUUGUUCUUCCUGUCUAUGGCAUUAAAGUUUAUCAACAUUUACCUUUGGUUCUUAUGAUUGGACCUAUUAUCGAUAAAAAUAUGCGUACGUUGGGUAUAGAAAACCUAACAAAUGACAAUUCGUGGAAUAGUAAAGACUUCGACGUGUUUUUGAUGUCAGUUUCUGGAUUAAAACCCUUUAUCAUAUUAAGAGAAACCGAGGAUGAAAAUAGAGAUACAGAUGGUGAUCAAAAAGCUAUGUAUAAGACCGAAGAGUUAAAGCCAGAAAUUGAUUUAAAUAAAAUACAAUACUUUUCAAAGUCUUAUCAUAUAGGACGCAUUCACUUAGAGCAAAUUAAUACGCUUCGAUUACUCCACAGAACAAAAAAAAAUAAGUUUUAA
Molecule: messenger RNA, 423 nt
Organism: Rhopalosiphum padi (bird cherry-oat aphid)
Lineage: Eukaryota; Metazoa; Arthropoda; Insecta; Hemiptera; Aphididae
Exons: 3
Coding region: 1-423 (140 amino acids)
Source: RefSeq, a predicted model, not a curated record